AUGUUUGUAUGUGCUUUGUCUGUUAAUACUGGCAGGGCCGUGGCAGGCUAUUUGUGGCUUGCUUUCAUCUGCCGCAAGGUGCAUUUGGGGCUUUAUACUGACCUUAAUGCCUUGAGGCUUCUUCUCCUGUCAAACACAGCUUGGGUGUUGUUGAAACAAAAAAUCAUCCGUUUACGAGGUAUAUCGGAGUCAUCGGAAGCCACUCCUCUACGAACAGGCAAUGGGCGUCCAGGUCCACCACGACCUGGAGCAGACAGUAGCAGUGUCGGGAGAAGCCACUUUGAAUCUCGCAAAUGUCGGAUGUGCAAUGUGCAUGUGGCACCAUGUUCGAUGAAAGUAGCAAGGGAUCCAAAGUCAUCCUCGGGGCUUAUUGCCACUGCUUUCAACCAGUUUGCGCUCUGGGCCCCUAACACUGCGUAG
Messenger RNA from Echinococcus granulosus, 420 nucleotides. RefSeq lists its product as hypothetical. NCBI's taxonomy places the organism in Eukaryota, Metazoa, Platyhelminthes, Cestoda, Cyclophyllidea, Taeniidae. Bases 1 to 420 code for a protein of 139 amino acids. The record is from RefSeq and is a predicted model, not a curated record. The transcript has 4 exons.